Molecule: messenger RNA, 1650 nt
Organism: Psylliodes chrysocephalus
Lineage: Eukaryota; Metazoa; Arthropoda; Insecta; Coleoptera; Chrysomelidae
Source: the annotation of a GenBank genome assembly
AAAGUACAAUUUUUUGGGUAAGUUUUUUAAAAAAAAAAAUAGAUACGAAAUCGAGACUGUUUUUAUAUUACAUCGUUCAAAGUAGUUUUAAUUUAACAGUGUUGAUUCAACUGUGUAAUUAAAGCUACACAAUGCCGGCCGAAAAUUUGUACUGUCUUGAUAACUUUUUCAAGAAGAUGACAGAUCUGGAUUCACCGAAGAAAAACAACGACUGUUAUUUUUACUAUUACUCAACAUGUGCUAAGGGAGAUAACUGCACGUUUCGCCAUGAACCAUCAGCCUUAGGAUGUGAAACAAUGUGCAGUUAUUGGAAGGAAGGCAAGUGUGUUAAUGUCCAUUGCAAUUUCCGUCACAUGGAGUUAAGGAAGAAUAGGAAAGCCAUCCCAUGUUAUUGGGAAAGUCAACCCGUAGGAUGCUUGAAAGCCCAUUGUCCAUUCAUGCACCGAAACCCAAGGCCUAAUGAAUCUGUCAACAGAGCUAAUAUAUCAAAUGAUCAAUCUGUAGGAGACCUUAACUCCUCAUCUGAGAGGAAAGUGACUGCCGUGGAUAGCUUAGUUGUGAAUUUUGAAGAAGAGAAAAGGCGAAAAAUCGCGCAUAGAAAGCCUCGCCCCAUCGACAAACAAGUAUCUGUCACUGUUUGUGCGGGUGGUACGCGCAAGGUCUCGCCCCCUACCCAGUCCGAUAUAAGCGGUAUCAAAAUAAAGACGUUAGAAGAAAUCAGAGCCGAAAGAAAGGCCAAAGAAAGAAUCCACGACGAACAAGAAGUAACAAGUACUUCAAUGGACUUGGACACGGAAUCAACUAUUAAUCCUGUAUCUGUACAAGACGUCAAAAAAAAAAUAAUUCUGAGAAGGAAACUACCUCAGAUUGACAAAAUAAUCACUGAUGAGAAUUCAUCCCAGAGUAGUGAGACUUCUCUUUCGGGAAAACCUCUACAUUGCAGGGAAAAAGAUGGUAUGUCCGAGACAGCUAGUACCAUUGAUGAAGGUCUUCUUUUGGAAGACGACGACGAUGACGACGAAGAUAUGGUGCUACUAAAACCUGAAGAAGAACUACUGAACGAAAUCGACGAUUAUUUAGAUAUAACCCUUUAAGUUCUACAUUUUACAGGAAUAUUUUUUGUUUUAAUAGUUCCAUUGUUGGUUACCAGAUCAGUUGCUCUAACAAGGAGUGUAUUUACAACCUAAUGUAAAUAGUAAUUCUCCAAUAAUUCAUGUGUAUAAAUUUAAAAAUACAGUCACCAGGUGUUUUAACCUUUCGUUUCUCUAUGUUGGUCUUUACUUACUUUAUAAACAUUUUUUGGGAUCACUAUUUAUGUUGUCAUUGUCAUUAACAUUAUGAAAUGACUCAAAAAUUGUUAUUUAUUAUAGACCCUCAGAUUGUGACCAAUUUAGGUGCCCCAUUUUCGCAUACAAGCCUCAAAUAGAGUUGAAAAGUACAUCGAUGAAGAGUAAAAUAAAAAAAUUACGAGUGGCUCUUGGGGAUAACACAUGGAAAAUUCGAUUUUCAUUAUUUAUCAGAAAAAUUUUCCGACCCCAUAAUGCACUUAUACAUUCGGGUCAUUCAAACCAAUAUGUUUUUCGGACUAGUGACUAUGUACGUUUUUAUGCAUUCGAUGGACUUGUGUGGAAAAAUCGGAUAAAAUCUCAA